Molecule: messenger RNA, 3458 nt
Organism: Cottoperca gobio
Lineage: Eukaryota; Metazoa; Chordata; Actinopteri; Perciformes; Bovichtidae
Gene: cers2b
Product: ceramide synthase 2b
Exons: 11
Coding region: 488-1636 (382 amino acids)
Biological process (GO): ceramide biosynthetic process
Cellular component (GO): membrane
Molecular function (GO): DNA binding; sphingosine N-acyltransferase activity
Source: RefSeq, a predicted model, not a curated record
UGCUCCUCUCACUCCGCUGCUCUCGUGCCGGCCCGUCCUCCACCUCUGUCCGGCCAGACACCAGACAGACCCCGCCGACUACCGGAGACACACAAGAGAAAAAUAAAUAUUAGCUGGGUCACGACGAGAGAGAGAAAACAGCCCUGACAUUUGUUGGUAGAAAAAUAUCGGGUCGCAUUUUUCAGUAGCAUCUCACGUUGUCCCAUCUAUUGACACUUUUUUGUUUUCACCUCAUCCAUGUUUUUCUAAAGACGAAAAACAAACUUUGUACGUUAUGGAAAGAUGUAAACAUGAGUCCGGAUACUAAACUUGGACACAAACUGCACCCUUCUUCUGAGCAGAACCAGCGGGCUGGGCACACUCAACAGGACCGUUAGGUUUUUAGCUAGCUAGCUGGGUGGGACCCGGACGACUUUGUGGAAAGAUACAACACAUUUCCUAAUUGCAGGCACUGUUUCACGCUUCAAUACGGGGGAAAACACCAAAGAUGCUGUCGGGGCUGAGCGACUGGUUCUGGCGGGAGCGGCUGUGGUUUCCGGAGGGCCUGGGCUGGGCUGACCUGGAGGAUCGGGAUGGACGAGUAUACGCCAAAGCCCACGACUUGUGGGUGGCGCUGCCCAUCGCCGUUGUGUUCCUCAUUAUCCGUCAGAUCUUUGAAAGGACGGUGGCCACACCCCUGGCUUCUCUGUUCGGGGUGAAAGAGACAGUGCGGCUCAAAGUCCCUCACAAUCCCACACUGGAGUCCUACUAUUGUAACAUGACCAAAAACCCCACACAGACAUCAAUAGCAAGUCUAUGCAAGCAAACCGGCUGUUCAGAAAGACAUGUGCAGAGAUGGUUCAGGAGACGAAGGAACCAGGACAGACCGAGUUUGCUCAAAAGGUUUCGAGAGGCCAGUUGGAGAUUUACCUUUUACCUUCUUGCUUUCAUUGCUGGCCUGGCCGCCCUCAUCGAUAAACCUUGGCUGUACGACCUGAAGGAGAUGUGGCAAGGCUUUCCUGUGCUGACUCUCCUACCAUCUCAGUAUUGGUACUACAUGAUUGAGCUGGGUUUCUACGGCUCUCUGCUCUUCAGUGUGGCUUCUGAUGUCAAACGCAAAGACUUUAAGGAGCAGAUAGUUCACCAUGUCGCAACAAUCCUCCUCAUCAGCUUCUCCUGGUGUGUUAACUACAUCCGUGCUGGAACUCUCAUCAUGCUGGUUCACGACUCCUCCGAUUACUUCCUUGAGUCUGCAAAGAUGUUCAACUAUGCUGGGUGGCGAAAUGCCUGUAACUACAUCUUCAUUGUAUUUGCUGCAAUCUUCAUUAUCACUCGACUGGUCAUCUUUCCCUUCUGGAUUAUUUACUGUACGUGGGUUUACCCAGUGACCAUGUAUGAACCCUUCUUUGGUUACUACUUUUUCAACGGACUUUUGAUGACUCUGCAGUGUCUUCAUAUCUUCUGGGCUGUCCUCAUCAUACGCAUGGCAAUCCGCUUCCUCACCCACAAUGAAAAAGUGGACGAUGAAAGGAGCGACAAAGAUGAAACUGAUGAAUCAGAAGAGGAGGAAGAGUGUGAUAAAAAGGACUUGAAGAAAAAUGGGCCGGUGCAGAACGGUCACGCAGUCCACAACAACAACCACAGCAAGACAGAGUGAAAGCAAACAAGUGUCAGGACGCAAGAAUGUGAGAUGGACUCAUAUCCCUCAGUAGGGGAGCAGGAGGGAGGGAUGAAGAGAGAGAAAGAAGAAGGGAUUUUGGGUUAAGGAGGGGGCCAGUCAUUCCCUCAAAACCAAGAACAGCAGGUAUCCUGAGGGAAUUUGACACUGUUACUUUUGCACUCACACACAUUCAUUCGUACAUUUAGAGGGCACAGAUCUAGCAGACGACAUACACUACACUAAGUGGCAUGGCUUUUUUUGCUUUGUCAUUAGAGAAAAAUGUAUAGUUGUCAAUGUGUGAUAUCGGUCCCAACAUUUCAAAGAGACAGGAGAGAAAAUGGACAGAGGAGAGAGGGGGGGGGGGGGGGGGGUGAUGAUGCUUCUUCUUUAGCUUUCCUUGUUCUGUGUGCCUUAGAGCCAGCUAAUGGCUGUUAAAAUGCCAUUUUUAAAAAGCUUUCUACUUUCUUCUUGCGUUGCUUUAUUUUGUUGCACCUUUUUUGUUUUCUAAUGAAAGAACAAAAGAGAAUGAAAGUAAGACAAUAGGGCAUUUAAUUCCAUCAUUUUCUGUCUAUGCAAUUACAUAAGUGUUCCGCUAUUGCAACGUCUUUGCACACACAUACAGUUGUUUCUUUUAUAUACUGACAUAAAUGGCAGCAGGACUGACUCUCCAAUGCGGCCUGUGCCAUAAAAUAGUCUGCCUAGUACUUCACUUUAAGGAGUAGAUUUGGUGUCAGUUUCUAAACAUCAAGAAAAUCAUGCUUUCUUCUUUUAAUUUCUGCUCUAUUUUUAAUUCAGCAAAGCUCCUUAUGUACAAUUCAUUCUUCCAAAAGAGAUGUCUGACCUGUAAUGGUUAUCUUACUUAGUUCUUUGCUGUUUGAUCAGAAAUACCCAGAAAGGAGUGCUCAGCACAAACACUGCAAUAUAAAUCACAGAUUCCUGAUGGUUUUGACGAAGCUGAAUGAUUUUCCUCUCUUGUUUGGCUGAAGCUGUUUGAUCCAGUCGAGUCUUGAAUCACGCUGAUGCUGCCACCCACUGAAAACCGAUGACUCAAUAAAAUCAUUGCGAAGGUGGGCUGCUUUGUUGAAAUACAGGAGUUUUACUAAGUCGAAUGGAAUGAAACAGAUAAACCGUUUCCAGAUUUUACAAAUAUGGGCCAGAUUUCUUCAAUUCACUGCCUUGUAGCCUGGGUUAUGUUUGUUAACCUGGGUUAGAAUUUUAAUUGUUGAUCUAACUGAAUGAUUUUAGGUAUGAGAGUGUGAAUGAAACCGGUUUUACAGGUAAUGUUACUUGAUGUUAAGGAGGUGAAAUACAUUCAAAUCUAUUUUUAGCAGUUAAUUGUUUGAGAAUUGUGAGGAAUUCAAGAAAUGAGUGUUGCAAUUUUGUUGUUUUGCUUUAAAGUUGUUUUUAUGUCAAGUGCCUUAUCCGUAAUGUAUAGGACGUUUUCUCCCAUCUUGUGUCAUGUCUGCUUGCUUUCUUUCCUGUCUCCACAUCACAGAUCCAAUUGUAAGACUAGCAUAUCCUCCACUGUCUCAUACAUCGCCCACUCCUCUUCUUUAUACAUUACCUUCCUUUCAGACUCACCCUCAUUCCACCGCCACGUUCUUUUUUACUAACCCCGACCAACCAGCAACCUCUCUUCCCCGGUGAUACAGAAGAAACAGCUGUGUCCUCAUUACAGUGUUAUUUUUUUUCUUAUUUUGUAUUUUUAUUGUUUAAUGAUGCCUAAGUAUUGUUAUUAAUAAUAAAAGCAAAGAUCAUGAAUCACAACAAAAGCACUUUUUUUGUGUGAAUUAUGUCUGCAAACAUCCCACACAGUUAA